This is a messenger RNA of Oryctolagus cuniculus (rabbit), 942 nucleotides long. RefSeq names its product olfactory receptor 5D14. Gene Ontology annotation, biological process: G protein-coupled receptor signaling pathway. Lineage: Eukaryota; Metazoa; Chordata; Mammalia; Lagomorpha; Leporidae. Gene Ontology annotation, molecular function: olfactory receptor activity; G protein-coupled receptor activity. Gene Ontology annotation, cellular component: membrane. The record is from RefSeq and is a predicted model, not a curated record.
AUGGUGAUGAGUGCAAGGAAUCUGAGUGUGAAGAUCUCCUUUGCCCUCUUGGGUUUCACAGAUUACCCAGAGCUGCAGCUUCCUCUCUUCUUCCUGUUUCUGCUCAUGUACAUUAUCACUGUGGUAGGAAACCUGGGAAUGAUAGUGAUCAUCAAGGUAAACUCCAAAUUUCACACUCCCAUGUACUUUUUCCUUAGCCACCUUUCAUUCGUGGACUUUUGUUACUCUACCAUCAUCACUCCCAAGUUGUUGGAGAAUUUGGUCGUGGCAGAUAAAAGCAUCUUGUACUUUAGCUGCAUGCUGCAGUACUUCCUGUCCUGCACUGCUGUCGUAACUGAGUCCUUCCUGCUGGCGGUGAUGGCCUAUGACCGCUUUGUGGCCAUCUGUAACCCGCUGUUGUACACAGUGACCAUGUCACAGAGGCUCUGUGUCCUACUAGUGGCCGGGUCAUACCUCUGGGGUAUGUUUGGCCCCUUGGUGCUCCUUUGCUAUGCUCUGCAGCUUAACUUUUUUGGACACCACGUGAUCAAUCAUUUUUUCUGUGAAUACACGCUCAUCGCUGUCUCGAGCUCAGAUACACACAUGCCCCACCUGCUGCUUUUCGGCUUUGCCACCUUCAAUGAAGUGAGCACAUUACUCAUCAUUCUCACAUCCUACAUCUUCAUUUUUGUGACUGUGCUAAAAAUCCGUUCUGCCAGUGGGCGUCGCAAAGCCUUCUCCACCUGUGCCUCCCACCUGACUGCCAUCACCAUCUUCCACGGGACCAUACUUUCCCUCUACUGUGUGCCCAACUCCAAAAACUCUCGCCAAACUGUGAAAGUGGCUUCUGUAUUUUACACAGUGGUCAACCCCAUGCUGAAUCCUCUCAUCUACAGCCUGAGAAAUAAAGAUGUGAAAGAUGCCUUCCGGAAAUUAAUAGACAUAAAAGUGCCACAUUACUGA